Messenger RNA from Capronia epimyces CBS 606.96, 454 nucleotides. RefSeq lists its product as uncharacterized. The annotation marks the transcript as partial. The record is from RefSeq and is a predicted model, not a curated record. The transcript has a single exon. Lineage: Eukaryota; Fungi; Ascomycota; Eurotiomycetes; Chaetothyriales; Herpotrichiellaceae.
GCGUUCAUUCGAGAAAACACUACGAUGCCUAUUCCGAAAGUCCGCGAGUUCAGGAGCAUAGUAAAAGCACUUACCAACUGAAAAUGGAGCGCGUAUACGGAACACCUCUUUCUAAAAUCAGGCCGGGUAAAGAGCAGCCUACUGAGGCGGUCGAUGAAUAUAUCACACCACACAAUUUAUCCUUCCCCAGCUCUAUAGUUUAAGGUCCCGCAAUGUGGGCUCUUUAAUAGAACCGGCAGCGUUAUUCCUCCUACUCGUCCGUGGGAGUAGCUUGAAUCCCAUCAGUAGGCCCCUUGGAAAUCGUCUUGGUCGAAAAAGAAACGUCUUUGUCCACAAUGAUCUUGGCCAAUAAAAUAUACUUGUAGACAAUCACUUCAACGUCGUUGGGAUCGUGGAUUGGGAAUGUUCUGGCUUCUACCCAGAUUACUUUAAUGCUCCGCUGCGGACCCAGUCG